This is a messenger RNA of Sorex araneus (European shrew), 6067 nucleotides long. It is a transcript of the gene FAM222B, whose product is annotated as family with sequence similarity 222 member B. The coding region runs from base 271 to 1962 and encodes 563 amino acids. The transcript is spliced from 3 exons. Lineage: Eukaryota; Metazoa; Chordata; Mammalia; Eulipotyphla; Soricidae. The record is from RefSeq and is a predicted model, not a curated record.
GCCGGCUGGGGGAGGGGGUGUCGGCGCACCGCAGAGUGCUGUGCUCCGAGAGCCUGGCACCCGGAGCCGCCGCCUCCCCCUCCCCCUGCCGAGACCCCCCGCAGCCCCUUCUCCCGCUCCCGGGGCGGGGCCGGGGGCCAGUGGGCUGAGCUGCCCCUGGCGGGCGGGGCGGAGCUCGGAGCCCCACGGAGCGCUGCGGAGCGAAGCUCAUCUCCCUUCCAGGGCGCAAGUGUGAGUGACUGCCUCAUGUGGUGUUGAUGCCCGUCUGCCAUGCUCGCCUGUCUACCAGGGCCAGCUGACCUGUCCUUUCAGUUUCUUUCUCACACGCAGAUGAACACUGGACUUCAGAAAUGGGACACUACACAGAAAAUGAGAACUGCUCACUAUCCCACCCCAGCCGAAUUGGACGCGUAUGCUAAGAAGGUCGCAAACAACCCACUGACUAUAAAAAUCUUCCCCAACAGUGUGAAGGUUCCCCAGCGGAAACACGUUCGUCGUACUGUGAACGGCCUCGACACAUCCGCCCAGCGCUACAGCCCCUACCCGACCCAGGCUGCCACCAAGGCAGGCCUGCUUGCCAUUGUCAAAGUGCCAGCCAAAAGCGUACUCAAGGACUUUGACGGCACCCGAGCUCGGCUGCUCCCUGAGGCCAUCAUGAACCCCCCAGUGGCCCCCUAUGCUACUGUGGCACCCAGCACUUUAGCCCACCCCCAGGCCCAGGCUCUGGCCCGCCAACAGGCCCUGCAGCAUGCACAGACCCUGGCCCACGCCCCCCCCCAGACGCUGCAGCACCCUCAGGGUAUUCCGCCGCCCCAGGCACUGGCCCACCCUCAGAGCCUCCAGCAGCCUCAGGGCCUGGGCCACCCUCAGCCCAUGGCCCCCACGCAGGGCCUGGUCCACCCGCAGGCCCUGUCUCACCAGGGUCUCCAGCACCCUCCCAAUCCCUUGCUGCAUGGAGGUCGGAAGAUGCCAGACUCAGAUGCCCCCCCGAAUGUGACCGUGUCUACCUCAACUAUUCCCCUUUCCAUGGCGGCCACCCUGCAGCACAGCCAGCCCCCGGACCUGAGCAGCAUCGUGCACCAGAUCAACCAGUUUUGCCAGACGAGGGCAGGCAUCAGCACUACCUCAGUGUGCGAGGGCCAGAUCGCCAACCCCAGCCCCAUUAGUCGCAGUCUGCUCAUCAAUGCAAGCACGCGGGUGUCGACCCACAGCGUCCCCACACCAAUGCCUUCUUGUGUGGUCAAUCCAAUGGAGCACACCCAUGCGGCUGCCGCCGCCUUGCCUGCCGCAGGCCCCGUCAACCUGCCCACUGGCAUCUCUCGUGCCCCCACUGGCUACCCUAGCGACCUCAAGCCAGUCGCCUGGAACCAGCACCAGCUGGCUCACCUACAACAGAUGUGCAGUGAGGCUGGGGGGACGCCGGCCCCGGGCCUCACAGGCAAGCACGCGGCAGGACGCGAGUUAGCAGGGCCUGGCUUUGUGGGCAAGGCCCCUGCCUACCCGCAGGAACUCUGCCUGGCACAGUCCUUCCAUCUGAAGCCAGCCCUGGAGAAACCAACCCCAUCCCCACCAGUCAACGGCUUGGCGGCCCCCCUGGCCUACCCCAAUGGCCACUACUUCCAACCCCUGUGGAACAACAUCCUGCCCACUCCCAAUAGCGACAGCUCGGGGUCUCAGGACCUCGCCAUGCCAUUCCAUGGUGGGCAGCCCACAGGUGCACCCCUCGACUGUGCCGCGGCUGCUGGGGCCCACUACCGCGCCGCAGGGACCGGGGGCGGUCCAGUGGCGAGCCAGAACAGCUUGAUGCAAACAGUGGAUUACCUGAGUGGGGAUUUCCAGCAGGCCUGCUUUCGAGAACAGAGCCUGGCCAUGCUGAGCAAGGCCCACCGCGCUCCCGGCGGCCGAGCCCCUGACCCCACAGAUAGUCGGAGUCUUCAUAUUCAGCACCCCGGGUACAGAUAGGGAGCCCGGGCCGCCCUCCACAAGCCACACGUCAGACAUCACCCCUCUAGGUUAGUCUUACUUUCGAGUAAUUGGAUAGCUUCAAAGUUUCACUGCUCCAAUGUGAUCAUGCUUAGAUGUCUAAGAACAGAAAUUUGGUGGGAUCUACUUGAGAUCAGAGGGGGGCCCUCUGUGCUCUCAUCCUCCCCUCCACUGCCCCCCCCUCAGCAACUUUCGGGUUUUAUGUGAGGGCCUGACCCCAACCCCAGGCUCACCUCUCUGCUGCCUGCUUUUGUCAGGCCUGACACCGCCUCCUGUGAUCCCCGCUGUCUCCGGCCCUGGAGCCUGCGUUGUGCCCCAAGGGGAGCCCCCAGUGAGGGAGCACUUGGCAUCCGUCCAGCCCCCUGAAUUAGGCCUGCCUCUGUCUGUCCCUGUGUGUGUCUGUCUGUCUCUUUGGAACUAAAAAGCCAGGCUUCCCAAGUGCUCUGGAAGUGAAUUCCUUAUUUUCCCAAAGACUCAAAUCAAAACGGACCCAGUCUGCAUCUCCUCUCCAUUCCUCAAGGCGUCCUUACAUCUCCGUGGAUCCCAGAGCCACUGCACUUGUCCUGCCAUAUGCUCCAAGGGCACCCUGCAGGCACUUGGCCAUAGCCUUGAGACACGGGGGGAAAGUCUGUCUUUGUAUUGGCGUCUUGGUUACUGAGCCCCUCUUUCAGUCCUAGAGAAAAGCGGUGACCAUGUAAUAGGCCCAGGACCCCUUUCUCACGGUUGCCUCUUUCCUAACUCACCUGUUGCUCUCAUCCCCCCACACCCACCUCAAAAAGGAAAGAAAGAAAGAAAAAAAGAUGUUACUUGAGGAAUUGGUAGGUAAGGGAUGAUCACAUUGGAGUUUGGAGUUUAAGACACCAAAAAAAAAAAAACACAAAAAAAACAAAAACAAAAAAAAAGAGUUGAAAUGCAUUUGGUUCUCUACACUGGCUAGGAAUUGCUCUACACUGUAAGUUUUCAAUGUCAUGUUUCUGUAUGAAUGUAGUGUGGGUUGAGUAGCAUUGUGUGUGAGUGGCCCCACAGGUACAUUAACCCGCUAGACACCUCCUUUCACAGCCCCCCAGUUUAAUGAAGAAAGAUAGGAGGGGGGGAAACACAAAGCCUUAAGCUCUUUGAAUUCUUCCUUGACCAAGUGGGCAUGAUGCUGAGGGCUGGGACGGGCCUGCUCUGGGAACAGCUCUCCUGCCCUGCCACCAUCCCACGCUCCACGUGGCUCCUGCCCUCGUGAUAGUUCGUUGGCUAGAAAUGAAAAACUUUGCUGUAACCUUAAAUCUAGGUUAUUAUUUGAUUGUAGGGUUUUUUUGUUUUGUUUUUUGCUCCCAGCUUCUGUUAACGAUGCAUAAUUGGGCUCUUUUUUUUUUUUUUUUAAGCCAAAUAAGCCCUACCCUUCCUCUUGUCUCUGGGGAAUGUGAGCUGAUGUUCUUAUUUAAACUUUCUAUGGUUUACCUAUAUUAUCCACUGUUCUUUAGCCAGAAAUUCUCUAGUGAUCUGAAGCGAUGUGACCGAAGACCAGUUGUUAUGUGUUGGCAAGUUGCCUUAUAUUUAAAAAGAGGAAAGAAAAGAAAAAAAAAUGCCUGAUUGUGUUAUGCCAAAUGAUAGCAACAUGCAGUCCUAAUUUAUUGUUCCCAGUAGUUUUCCUGCUGUCUGUGAACACUGGUACCUCCCUGCUCUGGAGCCCAGGGGCACCUGCGGCUUCCGGUGCUCCUGCUCCCUCGCCCUUCUCCCUGCCCUUCUCCCUCGGUGCUGGCCGCCCUCCUGGCCCGGGGCCCCUUCCCCCUUGCUUCUCUGAGUUAAAUUUAAAGAGCACCACUAUCUGCCCUUAUUCCUUGCUUGAUUUCCUAGCCAGAUAUUUUUGCUGAAAACUUUUCCAAUGCCUCUCCCCAAAAGGUGAGCUACCAUAUUAGGAAAUUGGAACAGACACCAACUUGGGGGCUUCAAAUCAAACAACCUCAAACCCGUCUCUUCCUGUGUAGGGGUGCAAGUCUCUGAAGCUCUUACUCCCACCCCUAGUCUGCAUGGAAAAUGUACUGUGACACCCCGCUCCCCUUCUCCCCCCAAAUGCCCUCGCCAUUGGUGUGAGGUGUUUCCUAGUUCACCCAAAGCCCCUCUCCUCUGCCAGCCAACCCCUAACCAGCAAUAAGGGUCCGAGCCAGGGCCUCCUGUCCACACUCCCUGCCUCCAUCCCACACGCCCCUAGGGAACACCGGAUCCCCUUGCUGUCCACAUACUGUAGCAUUCAUUCUCCAUCUCCCUCACCUUCUCACCUGUGGUGGUUUAUGGGUGUGAUGGGGUUUUUAAGAUUAUUAUAAAUCAGUAAAAAAAGAAGAAAAAAAACACUUUUUGUCCUAUUCGUUUAAUGCUGUGAGUGUUUGAGGCAACUUUAAUAAUGGUUUCUGACAUCUCAUUGAUGGGAAGGAAGGUCAUUUCUUGCUUUUAGCUGCGGCCCUCAUCGAAGUAUUCCAAGCCCUGACUCCGGGCCAGGCACCACACCUGAUGGGAGGAAGUUGCCGACAGCUUCCAGGGGCCUGACAGGCUUUCCUGGGUGAGUAUGGAUUGCUGAGCUGCCCUGCAGGGCUGGAGAGUGCUGCCACUUCCUCUCCAAGGACCACCAAACAGCGAGAAAUAGAAAUCUGGUUUGCCAAUCAGUUGAAAACUGAACUUCCCUCCCCCACUUCUAACAUUUUGGAAUUGCAGAGACCCAUUUGCGGCAGAUGGAGGUAAAUACGUCAUGAAAACUGGCCGGCCUGGCAACCUGAAUCUAAUUUGUUGAGUAUUGGAAAAUAUUCCUUAAAUUCUUAGCUCCACCCCACCCCCAUGUUCUGUUGAGUUAGGGCAAAGGUGAUGGAGGGAAGGAAAGAUCCAUAGGAUGGAUAGGACCAUGCUCUGCGGGUAGGACCAUGCUUAGUAGAAGGAGCCAGCAAAUGACUCCCAGUGCUGGAGGUAAGGACUCCCCCAAGGUGAGGGGUGAGGAGUCCGAGCUGUAGUACAGUGGGUAGGACCUUUGUCUUACAUGCUGCUGACCAGGGUUCAAUCCCUGGCAUCACAUAGUCCCCCCAAGCACCAUGAGGAGUAAUUUCUGAAUGUAAGCAGCGGGUGUGGCACAAAACUACCCCCCUCCUCCCAAAAAAAAUCUUUCCAGUGCCACAGAGAUAGAACAGCCUUUCAUGAGGCAGGCUUGGGUAAAUCCUUGGCAGUGCAUAUGGUCCCAGGAGAACCACCAGGCAUUCUGGUGUGGCCCCAACACACAAACCCCCUAGAGAAAAAAAUUUUAAAAAGCACGCCAGCCUCCAGCAGGCCUUCUGUGAGGCCCUUUGCCUCCGUUACUAAUGUCAUCCAGGGACAACCCUUUUCUUCCUGUGUCACGUGACUGAAAGUCGGACUUUGGCGUCUGCCUCCACAGUGAGGGAUUCCUGAGGUAGGUGCCUGGGGAGUUAGCGCACGCUUUAGUGCAAAACCUGGCCUUGCUCAAGGAGAGUGUUUCACAGGGUGCAUGCCUGGCAUACAUACACAGCGCUCUGGAUUCCAUCUCUGGCACCGCAUGACUUCCCUGCCACAGCUGGGCAUAACUUACGUGGCCUCCAGCAGUUCUUGGUUGGUCCUGAAAAAGGAAAAUCCCUAAGAGUCAUUUUGACUACCAGCAAGGGUGCUGAAAUGAGGGCAGGGACCAGAGAGUAAAGAGGGCAGGGAGCUGACCCUGCUUCCAUCUGAGCCCACCAGGAGUGACCCCUGAGCUAAGAGCCAGGAGUAAGUCCUGAGCACAGCUGAGUGGCACAAAAACCAAAAUCCUUUCCAUGGAAUGAGGGAGGGCUGGGCCUAGUCGUGGGGUCCACCGUAGGCCCCAUUCUGCACUCAGCCCCUAGGAGGCUCCAAUCUGUGAUCCUGUCCCUGUCCUGCCACGGCACAGUCCUUCCAGCAGAGGGAGCCCGAACCUAAGGCCGGGAUGUCGUCGUUGGGCUUCAGAGAGGUUUUUGCUUCCUUUUGUUUUUGGGCUUCACCAGGGGUUACUCCUCACCCUCCAGGAGUCACUCCUGGCAGUACUCAGGGGACCAUAUGAGAUGGCAGGGAUCGAACCCAGGUCAGU